GUCCGUUGUGAGUUUGAAUGAGAAUUAAUUCCAUGGUAACGCUUUCAUAUUUAAAAAAAAAUCAAUAAUAAUGCGAAUAGGGUAAAAAUAUUUUUUAAUAAUGGUAACAUUAAAAUGACGGCCAUGGUAGUUCGGUCACGCGAAAAAAAUGUGAAUUUGUGAUUAAAUUUUUCAUUGUUUUAACUAAGCUAUUUAGUUUAAAAUCUAGAUCAUUUUGCCAAUGAACUGUUAAAGAUGUGCCCUAUAGGUUAUGUGAGCGUGAUCGAGUGAGUUUUGGAGGGAAAUCAAGAGUUAUUCCCCACGCACGUACUGUGUUGUUAAAAAAAGUGUGUUUUUUUGUAUCAAAUGUCCGUCAUAGAUAUCCACAAAAAUGGAUCAAAACAUGGCAGAAAUGGAUCCGCUCAGCACAUAUGAGUACCCCCCCUACGGUUACCAGCACAUGCAUUACCCCUACUCCUAUGAGAUAAAACUAGAGCAACCGCUGGCGCACUACGCUAAUCUAGCUGCUAACAUACAGAACCAAACACAACCAGUCAACGAUAUACCUCCUGUAGCUCAAGAUACAUUAAAAGAUACGAUUACAAAUAGCAAUACAAAUACCACUGUACAAGAAGCUACAAGCAGUCAUGUACAAGAAGAGAAACCCGUCUUCAAUCUAAAUAAAGUUAAAAAAGAAGGCGGUAAGAAAAGCAAUUACUGGUCGCAGAAAAUCACAGAUGAAAACUUUCCUUUCUACGCCUGCGCGCUGUGCAAUGUUAGCUAUAAGUUACUAAGAGACUUAGAUGCACAUCUAGUGGAUCAUAAAGAAAGACUUACUAGCUAUGAUUUGCGGAUGAAGAAUAAACAAAAGAAGAAACAGUUGAAAAAGGAGCAGAAAAAGCUGAAAAAGUUGAAAAAGGAGGUGAAACAAGAGGAAAUAGAAAUUAAACCAGAGGACGGUUAUAUCGGUAAUGAAAAGGCAGCUGAUUUUGUGGAGAAUUCUUUAAAUACGGUAGCUUCAGAUAAUGUUACCCAUAAUAAUGAUAAUGUAAACGCUAAUGUAAAUAAUGAAACUGUAAAUAAAGUUGAUAAUAAUGUAAAUAGUGGUAAAACUGGAGAAACGGAGAAGGAAGUUGAGUACAAUAAGGAUUUGGAGAAGAUUUACAAAUGUUCAGCGUGUAAUAAGCAAUUUUCGUUAAGUUACUACUUGAAGUUACAUGUCAGAUCUCACACAGACGAAAAACCAUACACCUGCGCCGAGUGCGGCCAGUCGUUUAUAACGGCGAGCAAACUAGGGCGCCACAACAAGCGAAUACACCUCGCCAUCAAGUACCAGUGUAGGAUAUGCUACAAAAUAUUUACCAGGUUCGAGUAUUUGACGCGCCAUUUUGAUAAAAAACACGCAGAAGACAAGCUGGAAGGGGAGCCUUAUGACUACAACGCCAUCCUGCCCUACCUGAAAGAACUUGAGGAACAGCUUAAAGAGAAAGCCGAGGCUGAAAGCAAACCGAAGACCGAAGAGCUGUGGAGCGACUGGCCUGAGAUGGACCAAGCACUGAUGCAGGACAGGAAUGAACUCCUGGAUGAUAAGAAGGACUUCGCUAUGAACCAUCUGGACAUAGUCAUGGACGAUGUUAAGGUAAGGUCGUUUAGUGACUCGAGGCAGGCAAUACCACUGGGUAUUAGUGUUUUUCUCAAAACAAGCUGCCGAACUGAAGAGCUGUGGAGCGACUGGCCCGAGAUGGACCAAGCACUGAUGCAGGACAGGAAUGAACUCCUGGAUGAUAAGAAGGACUUCGCUAUGAACCAUCUCGACGAUGUUAAGGUAAGGUCGUUUAGUGACUCGAGGCAGGCAAUACCACUAAGUAUUAGUUUUUUUCUCAAAACAAGCCGAACUGAAGAGCUGUGGAGCGACUGGCCCGAGAUGGACCAAGCACUGAUGCAGGACAGGAAUGAACUCCUGGAUGAUAAGAAGGACUUCGCUAUGAACCAUCUGGACAUAGUCAUGGACGAUGUUAAGGUGCCCGUUGAAACGAUAGAGACAGAGAUAGAGAUCAAGCUGGAGAAAGAGCAGGACAGCGAAAACGGUGUCGGCGACGAUACGCACGAGGACCUUCCUGACAACGACCAUCACGACGAUGUUAAGGACGAAAGUUUAUCGGACGAGGAUUACUUCCCGACCAACACGUGGGCGGAGCCGCCCUGUCCGGAGGCGGCGCCGCCCUCGCCGCCCGCGCGCGCCCGCCCCCGCCCCGCCGGCCCGCUCGCCUGCAAGGUCUGCGACAAGAAGAUCAGCACGCACUCCUACAUGAGGAUACACCUGAGGACACACACUGGGGAGAAACCAUACAAGUGCUACAUAUGCAGCAGGGGGUUCAUAACGUCGAGUAAGAUGCAUAGGCAUGUUUUAACGCAUUCGGAAUCCGUUGACAAAGACGGUGUGAAAAUUGAAGCGGACGUGAAGCAAGAGGGAGAUGAAGCGGUGAAAGAGGAAGAUGGCGACGUGGGCACGAAAAAUAAAGCCAAGACGAAAACGAAAAAGAAAAAAGGCGAGAAGAAGAAACGCGACUACCAGAAGCGCCCGCACGCCUGCGAGUUCUGCCAAAAGCGGUUCCUGCAUCUCGACAUGCUGCAAGUGCACAAGAGGAGCCACGAGGGGGAGAGCGCGACCUUGAAGUGCUACUACUGCCUGGAGGACGUCGCGGACGAGGGCGGCCUCAAGCAGCACGAGGCCACGCACGCGGGGCCCAAGCCCUUCCUGUGCACGCUGUGCGGCAAGGGGUACAAGCGGAGAGAAACUAUGGUGUAUCAUCGCAAAAACCACAAAAGCGAGAAGAAAUACAUCUGCGACAUCUGUUCGAAGACCUUCAACGCGCCGUGCAAACUGCAGAGACAUAUCGUCAGCCACCGGGCGGACAAAUUUGUACUUCGAUACGAGUGCCCUGUCUGUGCGCAUAUGUUUAACACCAAAUAUCAUGUGCAGAUGCAUCUGUCUACACAUCAGAAAGAGGGGCUGAUUUUAGAAGAGAACCGAAACGAUAUACUAGCCAUGGUGCUGCAGAACGCGCGCAAAAUACCUAAACAGGGAGACGCCCCAACCAACCUAGCCGACCUCAUCCCCGCCGACGAGCGGAGCCGCGUGUGCAACAUAUGCGGCGAAGUUUUCCAACAUUUCUACUACCUAGAGGAACAUCUCAAGAGCCACGGCUCCCGAAUAGCCAUAGAAGACGAAAACAAACAGGAAGAAAGAAAACACAUAUGCCAAGUAUGCAAUAAAAGCUUUAAACUACAUUAUUACUUAAAACUACACAGUUUCACACACACUAAGGAAAAACCAUACAUAUGCCAACAAUGCGGGAAAGGAUUUAUAACGAAAGGAAAAUUAAAAAGGCAUUUAGAAACGCAUUCGGGGCUUAAGAAAUACCAAUGUCAUAUCUGUUACAAGUUCUUUACCAGACCUAGCUAUCUUCGGAUACACGUAAGGACGAUACAUGGAAACCAGGACUAUAACUUCAGGGUAGGGUUCAGAGAAGGGAAGGAGUUUGGGUUGGCGGCGCCUCUGUUGCCAGUUAUGUCGCAAUAUAGUGAUUAGUUUUGUCUCCUGGGUUACUUUUUAUAAUUAUUUUUUAUUACUUUAAAUUACCAUAAGUAUACCCGUAUACAAAUGGUUAUAAUUCUAAAGCUAAUUCGGCGCAGACAGAAUUAGGGUUUUUGUCUCCUGGGUUACUUUUUUGAAAAUAAUUUUUAUUAUUUACCAUAAUUAUAACCGGUUUUAUUUCUAAAGCUAAUUCGGCGCAUACAGAAUUAGGGUUUUUGUCUCCUGGGUUACUUUUAAAACUAUUUUUAGGACUUGAUUACCUUACAUGCAUUUUUGUGGUUAUAAAUCUAAGCUAAUUUAGCAAAGGGUAAAUCAACUUUUUAGUGAUCGUUGCUAUGGUUACGAUUAGUUGUCCAGGGGAAGAACAACUGCUAAAAUCCUAAUUUUACGGUAUUUAAAUUUACCAUGCAUAUUUGUGUCCGCGGCCGGCAAUACGUCCCACUUUGUCGCUCGCCAUAAGGACGAGAUUUCCUUGUAUCUUUAUACAAAUAACCUGUCAAGGCGUCCUUAUGCGAUUCAGUGGGACGUUUUGCUGGCCGCAGUCACAUUUGUGGUUAAAAGCCUAACCAUAAUAGACGUGAUACAUUUCUUCUAACUGUCACAAUUGUCCCUUGGACAACCGGUCAGAAUUACAGGACAAACCAAAGUUGAUCUACCCAAAACAAUAAGAGGCACAGGAACCUCGCCGCCGCCAUACAUUCGGAGUUAUGGUCUCAUUUUAAAAUGACAUUCUGUAAUGACACGAAAUUUGAUAAGAACAUUCAAGUAACAUAAUUAUAUCUAUGCCUUGUUUUCGUUAUAGAGAUCGUAAUACAAAAAAAAUUGAGCGAGUACAAAUUUACAUAUAAAAGUUUACAUACCGUUAACUGCGGUAGACUAAAAAUGUGCCAUAGCCUUCAAUUUCUUAAAAAAAAUUACACAAAUUGUAUAUUUGAAAAUAUUAUUAAAUUUUGUAUGAUACACUUUUUGUAGGUAUCUUUUAAGAAAUUGUCGGGUAAAUCACAUUUUUAAUUUAGUCCGUAUUCACCCCGGCCGUCUCUAUUCACCCCAGUUGGUAUAUUAUUUCUACACGCUUUAUUUUCUUUGUUUAAUAUUUUUUGUUAACGUAAAUGUUCUUGUCAGGUUUCAUGUCAUUUAAGCAUGUCAUUUUGAAGGCCAAAAUACUUUUAAAUAUCUAAAACUUGUCCCUUUUCAAAUUAAAUUAAAUUUCUAACGUAAAAAUUUCAGCUAACUAAUGAGAAAUUACACUUAUUUUCAAAUUUAAUACAAUUAACUUAAAAUGUAAUUCUUUAUUUUGCCUUAAUUAAAUUGUUUUACUGUAGGUAACUCUGUUAUUGUUACCACUGCGUUACCAUUUUGCCUCAAAGCUUUAUUAGCAUAAUUUAUAAAAUAAAAUACAGUAAUAUUUAUUUAAAUGUCCAGACACGAAAAGUUCCUUGUUGUUUACCACUAACCAGUGCUCUUCCUGCAAUUUCUUUUUCUAAUAAAAUAUAAAGUUUUCGUAAAGUAACGCAGUUGUACCAUGUUUUUUUUUUUUUUAAUAUCGGCAUAAAUAAUAUAGUUAUCGUGAAAACUCCGCUGCAGCCAUGAUAGACUAUUAUAGUGAAAUUAAAACAUUUAUAAAUAUUCUGAAUUAAUAUAAAAAAGUAAUGAAAUGUUAUCUUUUACUUACUAAUUUGUCUCUUGAAACAAAAUUAGUACAUAAUUUAUAUUAGGCAUUAAUAAGUAUUUUGGCCCUUAAAAUGAACCUUGAUUGUAUGGAAGCGGUUUUUGGCGGCGGAUUCAUGUAAGUCAUAAGUAGUAUUUUGUUAGUGUUUGUACCAAGUACCAAUAACUGAGUCAUUUACCUCCAAUGGACGGGUAGCGGUGAAGGUAUUUUAUCAUUUACCUUAUUUUUAAGUAAAUUCUUGUUAACGAAAUGUCUAGGAUCUCGGUAGCUCAGUUGUUUUGAGCGCAUAUGCUGAAAAAAUAAUUCAAUUUCAUUAAAAUGUCAAUUGUAAAUUAAUAGUAAAUAUGGAUCAAAAAACUUAUUGAAUCUUGCCUAAGGUACUUUAUUUUUCAUACCUAGUACUAGUAAUAAAUGUAAAUAGUUUAAUUUUAGCUAUUAUUGUUAUUUACACUGUAUAAAAAAGGAAUAAAUAUAAUUUACAAAUUUAGAGAAUAAGGAAAUGACGCAAAUUGUGAAAAAAAAAUUCCUUGUUAAUUGAAAUAUAAUUUUUGUAUGAAAAUACCAACUCCAUCCUUUUUUUAUACAUUGUGUAAUAAUAAUAACUUAUGCAUAUAUAUAAAUAAAGUCUUUUACAGUACGUAUGGUGCUACUUCACCGCACGCGUGCAGGAAUGAGCACUUUCCAUAUGUACUGUAAAGCGUUGUACGAUACAUGUGCGAAUAGGUAAUUCGCAACUCGUGUCGAUUUAAAACACUCCCUUCGGUCGUGUUUUAAUUUAUCGCCACUCGUUUCGAAUUUCCUAUUUUUCGCACUUGUAUCGUAUUGUACUAAUUAGUCGUAAUUAUAAUGAGAGACAGAUAACUAGCUUAUUUCUUGUACGGUCACGUCUGAAAAUAUCGAUACGAAUAUAAGUACCAA
Molecule: messenger RNA, 6164 nt
Organism: Cydia pomonella (codling moth)
Lineage: Eukaryota; Metazoa; Arthropoda; Insecta; Lepidoptera; Tortricidae
Product: zinc finger protein 600-like
Exons: 13
Coding region: 371-3571 (1066 amino acids)
Source: RefSeq, a predicted model, not a curated record